Condylura cristata (star-nosed mole) is the source of this 5249-nucleotide messenger RNA. RefSeq names its product UBX domain protein 2B (gene UBXN2B). The coding region runs from base 1 to 1002 and encodes 333 amino acids. NCBI's taxonomy places the organism in Eukaryota, Metazoa, Chordata, Mammalia, Eulipotyphla, Talpidae. The record is from RefSeq and is a predicted model, not a curated record. Gene Ontology annotation, molecular function: ubiquitin binding. Gene Ontology annotation, biological process: membrane fusion; proteasome-mediated ubiquitin-dependent protein catabolic process; Golgi organization. The transcript has 8 exons. Gene Ontology annotation, cellular component: cytosol; nucleus.
AUGGCGGAGGGCGGCGGUGGCGGCGCGGAGCCGGGGGAACAGGAGAGAAAGUCGUCGGGACCACGGCCCCCGAGCGCGCGGGAUUUGCAGUUGGCCUUGGCAGAGUUAUGUGAAGAUGAAGUGAAAUACAAAUCUCCCAAACCUAAUAGACCUAAAGCUACAGUCUUUGCAAGUUCACGGACACCCCCUCAAAGGCUCUGUUCAAGUGAGCAUGAAUACAGUGGAUUACAUAUAGUUCGACCUUCAACUGGGGAAAUUGUGAAUGAACUUUUCAAAGAGGCAAGGGAGCAUGGGGCUGUCCCUCUGAGUGAAGCUGCAAGAGCUUCAGGUGAUGACAAAUCUAAGUCAUUUACAGGUGGAGGAUACAGAUUGGGUAAUUCCUUUUGUAAGAGGUCUGAAUACAUCUAUGGAGAAAAUCAGCUACAAGAUGUUCAAAUAUUGCUUAAAUUGUGGAGCAAUGGUUUCAGUUUAGAUGAUGGAGAAUUGAGACCUUACAGUGACCCAACAAAUGCUCAAUUUCUAGAGUCUGUUAAAAGAGGAGAGAUUCCCUUGGAACUUCAGCGACUUGUGCAUGGUGGCCAAGUGAAUUUGGAUAUGGAGGAUCAUCAGGAUCAAGAAUAUAUAAAACCAAGAUUGAGGUUCAAGGCAUUUAGUGGAGAAGGACAAAAACUCGGAAGCCUUACACCUGAAAUAAUCAGUACGCCUUCCUCCCCAGAAGAAGAGGAUAAGUCAAUACUUAAUGCUGUUGUUCUUAUUGAUGACUCAGUGCCAACAACAAAAAUUCAAAUCAGAUUAGCAGAUGGGAGUCGUCUGAUACAAAGAUUCAAUAGUACACACAGGAUCCUGGAUGUCCGAGACUUUAUUAUACGGUCCCGACCUGAAUUUGCAACUCUUGACUUUAUUCUUGUGACUUCAUUUCCUAACCAAGAGUUAACAGAUGAAAGCCUGACACUUCAAGAAGCAGAUAUCCUUAACACUGUGCUACUCCAGCAACUAAAGUAAUAUUGCUCCAACCUAUUCAGUAGCAUAUAGGAAAGAUAAUGUGCCAUAGAAAUGAGGAAAAUACUUAGAAUAUAAAAAAGUAUUUUUAUUAUUUAUACAGAGAAAUUUUCUCUCUUUUUUUUUCUCUUCUAUUUUCCAGCCUUAGUACUGUUGAAUUUGGACCAGAAAUAGACCUUGAGUAUAAAUAUGUAUGAGUUCUUUGUUGUAGGGUUGGUUUAUGUUAAUAACUUUUAAAAAUUCGGACAAACCAUUCUGUUACAUGCUUUGUUUCCUUUUUGUAGAGAAAAUGAACAAAACCCCAUUUUGAUAAAUGCAUUUAUUAAAAUUUGCACUAAAGUUUCUUAAUGCUGCAUUUGAUCAGCAACCAUUAAGAAACCUGAUACAAAAUUUAGAUUUGUUUCUCUGAUAUAUACUGGAAAGUGUCUGUAUUCUGAUUUUCAAAUACUUUGAUCAUGCAAUAAUCAUUUCUCCUCUUAAGAUUUUUUUUCCAUUUUUUACUCACUGAUUUAACCAUGUUAUUAAUAUCAUGGUUAAAUAAUAUAAUUUGACCUUGUAUUUUGCAAAACUAUGACCAGCAUAAACUAGAAAUAAAGACAUAAAGGUCGCAGUACUUGGGGAGACAUGGUUAACAGCAUGUUAAAGUGAUCAUUGCAGUCCCUUGCAGAGUCUGCCUAGAUCACACUCAUUUAUUAACUUAACACAUUUUUCUAGGAGACCCACUAUAUAUAUUGUAAACACUGUUCUCAGUGUUCAACCUAGAAAUUAUUCUGCUCUAGAAUAAAACAAGUUUACAAAUACAGGAACAUAAACUCUGUCCAACAGAUAUGAAGAAUUAGCUGCCUGAAUGUUGGUAUUUCUGCUGAAACCGUGUAUUCUUGAAUGAGAUCAGUUAUAGCAGGAAAGCAAAAAAAGAUUUUUUAUCUUUCUAGAUAACACUUCAUUUUAGUUACUACACUUGGUUAGUUUUUUAUUGCUGCUGUAACACGUUACUACAAAUUAGUGGAUUAAAACAGCACAAAUUUAUUACCUCUUAAUUCUAUAGGUUAGGCAUCCAAAAUAAUUCUCACUAGACUAAAGUCAGUAUUGACAAGACUGUUGAGUUCAGGGGGGUCUAGGGGAGAAUCAUGCCCUUCCUUCCCAGCUUCCAGAGCCCAUUUACAUUCUUUGGCUUGUAACCCCCUUUUUCCAUAGACCAAACCAGCCACACCGUUUCUCUGAACCUUCUCUUCCAUCCCAUCUCUGACAUCAGCUGGGAAUAUUCUCUGCUUUUAAGGACUUGAGUAAUUUGAUUGGAUUCUGUGGCUGACGUAGAUUUAGCUUCCCACCAUCAUAAGGUUCUUAGUAACCUCAUCAUAAAAUUCCUACUGCCAUGUAAAGUAACAUAUCACAGUUUUCCUGUGGACACUCCAGGGGAGAAUCUGUUCUUUACCUCUUCUAAUUUGCUGCUGGCAUCCUGCACUCAUGACUACCAGCCCCCCUCUGCCUUUAUCCUCAGCUCUUUUAUAACCAACUUUUAAUUUCCUCUUUUUACUCUUGUUUACAUUUGGCCUACCUAAAAAAUAUACCAUGAUGGUCAUAUCAUUUCAAGAUAUUUACUCAUAUCUUCAAAAUCCCUUUUAUCAUGUAACACAUUCACAGGUUUGGGGUUUUAGUACAUGACCAUUUGCUCUGUGCCUACCACAGAUCAUUCGCCCAGUAAUUCAAAGCCACCCCUUUUAAAGGUGCUCAAAAGACUCAAUCCAAAAUAUUACCUGAAUCUUACAAGCUCUAAAGUUCCCUAACUAAUUUAAAUCAGUCAAGUAUGAGUGAAGAUCUGGGUAUGAUCCCUAGCACAUAGUUCUUCUGACUAUGGCUUCUGUCAAUCCAGAAAACCAGUUAUCUAUUACUAAAAUAAUGGUGUGUUACCAGAAAUUUUCAAGUCCUACUGCUUGUCCCUGUAGAUGCCAAUGAGCAGGGACAGGAAUUAAAUGAAUAAAAAGAGUGUUUAUUUAGAUUUCAGCAAUCUGGGAAUGGUGAGCUUACCACUCUCGAAAAACUGUCCUGACAUCUCCUCUCUGACUGCCUGUUUUAUAGUGAGUCAGCUUAUCAGAAUAGCCCAUCAUAUUGGUAUUACUGGUGUUUAUCACAUUCAGCGCCCUGAGUUUGUUCUCAGCUUCCUGGUUAUCUGCACCUGGCCUGCUAAGCUUAGUUAAUUUCUGAAGGUGUCAGUACCCUGCACUCACUUGGGAACCACUAGGCAAGAAUCUGAGUUCAAAGCAAGAGUCAGUUCUAAAAAAGACAUAUCCUUAGUCACAGUGAGUACAGGUAGCCUUUGCAGAUUCCUGAUGUGUUGGUGCAGAUUCCUGUACUAGAUACAAAAGCCUCCCCUCCCUCACCCCUGUCACUGGGACAGAAAAUAACAGAGACAUUCUUGGUCAAGAAAAAGAAAAAUGGGAUUUAAAAAAAAGAAAAGCAACCAGUGGGUGCUGUGCAAUCUAGAAAUACAGACAUGCACAUUCCAAUAAAUUUUCAAUCCUGGGGUUAAUCUGACAAUUCCAACCCCUCAGUUUAUGCCUCGAUCAUCUCUCCUUUCAUGAAGGAGGGCAUGUGUUUGCCGCUGAGUGGUUUUAUCAGCUUGUUUCUUACCAAUAGAAUUGUGGAAGAUCCAACCAUGAUUUCACCCUUUACUCCUUUCAGCUUAAGGUGGCAAAUAUUGGCAAAAGUUACACCCUCAUCUUUCGUAGAGCAGGCUUUCUUGAUAGUGAAUUUCUUGAAUUAUUUUCUUUUGCAACAUCGGUGGUUAAGAAUUUCCGAGUCUCUAGCUUCUUCAGUUUAUCCAUUUCUCACACUUUUGCUACGGUGAGCAAGAAGUAGGCUUUGCCUUCCAUGCUUAACUUAGAAAUCUAUUCAGUUCAAUAUCUGAGUGUAACCAACUGCUUUCCGUGGAACUUGAAGACAUAAUUCAACGGGCUUUUUGCCACUAUAGAACUAGAAGAUCUUUCCCUUUGAUUUCCAACAGAAUGUUCCCUCUUGCCUUCUGAGGCCUCAUUGGAAGUGCCUUUAGUGUCCUUGUUUCUAGUGACAGUCUCUUCACAUCACUAUAGAUAUUCUGUGGUGAUUUAAGCAUUUUCUGCCAUAUUCCUUAUCCUGCUCACUGCCAUUAAUAGCCAUAUUUCUACUAGCAGAGUUUAAGGCAAUUUAAGGUUUUAUUUUUGUUAUGUCCCUCAAAAUUCUCACAACCUCUGCUCACUACGCAAUUCCAAAGUAACUGCUGCAUUUCUAUAUAUUUGUUUCAACACUGCCCCUUUCCAGUAAUGAUAAAAGUGCACUAUGCCUACUCACUGCCAAUUGACCUGAAUGUUUUAGUAGAAGAUUUGGAACUUGCCUUUUUUUCUGGUGGUUUAGUUAUUUCGAGAGGAUGUAUUUACCCUUUAGGUUGUUUAUACUUGAGGAACUGUUCUCAGAACCAGGAAAGAAUUGAUUCUACCACCUCAGGAAACAAAUAUAGAAUAGGAAGACUAUUGCUAAAUAAUUCCUUCAGAAUAAGAAGUCUUGUUCAUUUCUGCUAAUUGACUGCAACAUGGAGACUACAUAUUUAUAAUAGAUCAGUCUCAGUUCAAAAAGAUUACCAGGGAUAAACUACACUUUCACAUGAGCUUCCUAAGGAAAUAAUCUAUUGGAACAGUUGGACACUUUCAAUAAAAGGGCACUGCCUUGUUUAUGUUAAUAAAACAGGGAAAUUAAAUCCAAUAAGGCUAGUUAAAAUUGUACUCAACCUUCUUAUGAAUUAAGUGGAGUGCCUACAGAUAACGCAUAUAGAAAAUAGGGCAUUUUUGUAUAUAGUAGUCUUCCAAAAUAGAGAUUACUUUAGAAAAGAUAAACAUUCAGAAGGCUAACCAGACUUUCAAAUGAACUACAUAGUGUUUUACUGCAGUAAGUCAUUUUCUGGAACUUUUUGCUACUUCAGUCACUGUAACUUUUAAAAUUUAUAUUUUCAACAAAGAUUAUGUCAACAGAUUGCCAUUUGUGAUGUCAGUUGUUUUUGCAUGACAUGUAAUUAAAACGUUUUAAGUGUGCUUACCAAUAAAGAAUGUUUUUACCAAAACUUGUUGAAAUCUCUUAGUUUGCAGUUAAUGGAGUAUUUUAAGCAUGAGUGACAUUUCCUGUGGCUUAAUUUCCUGUGGUGUCUUUUGAAGCAGAGAAGGAACUGAGUUGUACCAAUGUUACCUCCAUUUCCCAAUGCUGUUUCUAUUUUACUCCACAAAAAU